This is a messenger RNA of Mercenaria mercenaria, 3295 nucleotides long. Its product is annotated as cyclin-dependent kinases regulatory subunit 1-like. The record is from RefSeq and is a predicted model, not a curated record. Gene Ontology annotation, molecular function: histone binding; ubiquitin binding; cyclin-dependent protein serine/threonine kinase activator activity. The coding region runs from base 167 to 442 and encodes 91 amino acids. The transcript is spliced from 4 exons. Gene Ontology annotation, biological process: regulation of mitotic cell cycle. Gene Ontology annotation, cellular component: SCF ubiquitin ligase complex; cyclin-dependent protein kinase holoenzyme complex. NCBI's taxonomy places the organism in Eukaryota, Metazoa, Mollusca, Bivalvia, Venerida, Veneridae.
UACCGUCUGAAUAAUAACAACGCGCGAGAAUCAAAAUAAGUUUCAUUCUAAACUGAUUUUAUUCAUUUAUUCAACGUACAAUUAUUCAUAACUAGCCGUAAGGUUACUUUGUCUUAUCGGGUUAUAUAUUCAACCAUCUGUCGAAUAAUAAAUAAACAUAGACAAAAUGCCAAUAGACCAGAUAUCAUAUUCUGAGAAGUACUGUGAUGAGAAAUAUGAGUACAGACAUGUGAUUCUCCCACCUGAUAUAUCAAAGCUGGUUCCCAAGAAUCAUCUAAUGACAGAGACAGAAUGGCGAAACCUCGGGGUUCAGCAGUCACCUGGCUGGAUACAUUACAUGGUUCACUCCCCUGAGCCGCAUGUGUUACUGUUUCGGCGACCUCUUCCAGGGACACAGACAGGAAGUUUAGGUCAAGGUCACCAGCAGGUAGCGGCACACUGAAUUAGAGAAGAUUGUGUUCUCAUAAAGAUUAGAUAUUUAUAGUAAUUGGACUUUGAUGUACUGUACUUUAUGAUGACAGACUGAACAAUGAUAUUUUAGCAUUAUAUGUGCAUGAGUCUCUGUAUGUUCUGAAGUGUGAUAAAAGCUCACUGGAUUUGUAUUCAGCUACAUACUGCUGUUUUUAGCCAUACAGUAUAUUUUUAUAUAGAGGAAUUUUUUGUUCCUUUGGACUGUACAGUAAUGUUACUUAUUCGAAUUUUAUGAUACUGUCCUCUGAGGCUUGCACACAUUCACAAAUCUCAUGUUACAACCUAAUUGUGUUCUGAUUACAUGGAGAGCUCAUGCAAAUAAAAAAAUACUGAACCAACUACUGGCUAGCGUCCUACAACCGGACACUUGGAAUAUUUUUCACGAUAACUCGGGAAAUAGAUAUAACUAGUGGUUGAAAUUUCACGUGAACAAAGCUAGGUCCUCCUGAACAAAGCUAGGUUCUCCUGAACAAAGCUAGGUUCUCCUAACUAAAGAGCUAAUUUGUUUACUUCUAAAAUUAGGUCAAGUACUUUUUCGAGGCCUGCACAAAGGGCCACCAAAUCAUAUUAUUUUAAGGUCUAACAGUACCAUGUUUCUGGACAGCGAGUUGUCACUUUAAUGAUUUUCAAUUUACAUUCAACAUUGAAUUCAACUUCAUAAUAUUUUCAACCAAUGGAAAGUAGUCGUACAGUCUGAGUCCAAGAAUUUUACGAAUUACCUCUUGAAUCUAUAAAUUUGAUCGUAUCUCUCCCAACCAGAUCUUUUAAAAUUUAGCUAUUUUGAUAUGAAAAUGUGUUUUAGUGUGUGUAAAAGUCAUGCACUAAAUUAUCAAAGCUGUAUUUCCCCGAUAUAAGUGUUUACUAAACGUUUCGUCUGCUUACCUCAAAUUUGCAUGGGACCUUUAGAUUUAUUGGCGGGACCUCGCGGAAAUACUGCGCAUGCGCAGCGCGCCACUUCCGACUUCACCCGACAUGUAAACAUGUUUCAUGAGUGCAGACGAAAUGAAAUGUAGCGUUUCUUGUAAAAUACUUAAAUUAAACUGUUGUUGAAAAUCAAGCAUCCAUUUGAUCGUAAACAGAUUAACAAGGUUAAAGACCGGAAAAAAAAAGCGUUUAAAGAACUGUCCCGUUUGGUGGUUGUCCAGAUUUGGUGGUCGCUAGCCAGUAGAUCUACAAAUAAAAAAAACCAGUUGUUAGCUUCAAUUUUUUGUUAUAUUGAAGAAACUAAGUUCAGUAACUAGAUUGUUGUAUUGUCAAAAUGUGUAGUUAUAUGUAUAUAAAUAUUUAUUGAACUACAGUACACAAUGUAUAUUAGUAAAAUGUCAAGUAUCUCAUUCAUUUCAUGUUAAUUUUUUUUUUAUUUUUAACCAUCAUUUAGAAUGAUUACAAUUUUGUUAGGAACUUUUUCAAGAGUAUUUGUUUUGGUAAUUUGUUAUGUGUUUGUGUUUGUUAGUAGAUGUUUUCUCCUUUCUUUUUGUUUUCUCACUGUCAUCUCUCUUUCAUUAUUGUAUACACUCUUUUAAAGUAGGAACUUGAGUAUAUAAGUCGCAAGAUGGAGCUGGGGCAAGUUUUUCUAUAUUUCUAUGCAUGAUUCACAUCAGGGACCCUUGCUUAAUUAUCUAAAUAGGUAGGCACGUUCUUUUUUAAAAAUUGGCACAUUUGUUUAUUGUGACAUUUACCACUGUUUAUCCAAAAAUCUCUUUCUGCAGUCUUUUUGUAAAGGUUCUAUGUUACAUUAUUAAAAACUUAUGCCAUUAUUUUAACAUAUUCAAUGAACUUCAUUGACAAAGCUGUUAAAUAGUGAGCCUUGCUGUCCUCUGACAACUUCUGUAUUUAGACAGAAUUAGUAUGAAUUUCGGUCAAGUUGAAUCUAGGCCAGAUCAGGCAAGUAGGUCCAGAGUUAUGGAAUUUGAUUGAUAAUAUAAAUGUUAUCAGGGCUCCAGAUAAGAUGCGUAUUAGCGUAAAUUACGCUUUUAAAUAAUGCAUAUAAGCAUGUGCGAUCGUUUUUAAGCGUAUAAAAACGUAUAAGAAAUUAUAGAAACUCCUGCAAUACUUUUUACUAGUGUAAACAAAAUCUGAAUCAUCUAAAGGCUUUACGUAACAAAGCACGGUCAGCAUUAAUUCUCCCACAGAGAACAUACACACCAUUGAAUGGUGCUUUAUAAGUUAAACUAUAUUAUAAACCCAAUGCAUUGUAAAUAAAAUAGUGAGCCCGCCCGCUUAGCUCAGUAGGUAAGAGCGUCGGUCUACGGAUCACGGGGUCGCGAGUUCGAUCCUCGGGCGGGGCGCAUGUUCUCCGUGACUAUUUGAUAAACGACAUUGUGUCUGAAAUCAUUAGUCCUUCACCUCUGAUUCAUGUGGGGAAGUUGGCAGUUACUUGCGGAGAACAGGUUUGUACUGGUACAGAAUCCAGGAACACUGAUUAGGUUAACUGCCCGCCGUUACAUGACUGAAAUACUGUUGAAAAACGGCGUUAAACCCAAAACGAACAAACAAAAUAAAUAAAAUAGUUGGGAAACAUUACUGAUGGUACGGUAGUGUAUUUUAAAGCAGUGUCAAUUUAAAAUAUCAACCUCCGGUGUGGAGUAAACAACAAAAUGUCUCUUUCUAAGAUUGUAAAAAGUGAACAAACACUACGCAUCUUUAAACCAACAAGAACGAUCAUUGAAACAUAUUUAAAGCUAUACUGAGUAUUCUAUUAAGCUAAGGGAGAACAAAAAGCAAAAACUUGAAUGCUGAAUUGAAAACAAAUUCAUGGGUGUUACACCAAAUUAAUAAUGUUAUAAAACCGUUUUUUUUUUUUUUUUUUUUUUUUUUUUUUUUU